Molecule: messenger RNA, 3331 nt
Organism: Polypterus senegalus (gray bichir)
Lineage: Eukaryota; Metazoa; Chordata; Cladistia; Polypteriformes; Polypteridae
Gene: ankrd24
Product: ankyrin repeat domain 24
Exons: 22
Coding region: 73-3129 (1018 amino acids)
Molecular function (GO): actin binding
Source: RefSeq, a predicted model, not a curated record
AGGUUCCAAUACCCAGUUAAGCGAGACGCCUAUCAAGCAGCUGGGUUUUAUUUUCAGGUUAUCCAAACUACCAUGAAAAGCUUGAAGGCCAAAUUUAAGAAGAAUGAGGUUACCCUAGGCCAUGACUGGAGUAAGAAUGAUGAAAAGCUGCUCCAGGCUGCAGAGGCAAACAAUACUGACCGCCUGUCCAACCUCCUAAUAAAAAAAGGUCUGAAUCCUCUCAAGCUUGAUCCAGAGGGAAAGUCGGCGUUCCAUGUUUGUGCCAUGCGUGGCAGCAUUGAUUGUCUAGAGAUCUUGUUAUCUCAUGGAGUUGAUGUCACCAUCCUUGAUGGAGCAGGCCUCAACGCCUUACAUCUCGCUGCCAAGUAUGGACACCCUGAAUGCGUGAAGAGGCUCCUUCAGGAGAGCAGCCCUGUAGAUCUUACAGACACUUAUGGGAGGACAGCUCUGCACCAUGCAGCCAUAAGUGGCUCCCUAUCCUGUAUAUACACCCUCUGUGAUUUUAAAGCUGCUGUUAACACCAAGGAUGGGAAUGGAGCCACACCACUUAUCCUAGCUGCUCACAUGAGCCGAUCAGAGAUUUGUGGCUUUUUGAUUGAGCAAGGGGCAAAGGUGGAUGCUCAAGAUCUUCAGGGAAGGACAGCCCUCAUGUUGGCAUGCGAGAAUGACAGUCUGGAGACUGUGGAUCUUCUGUUGCGGGCUGGAGCUGAUGCAAGGAUCACCGAUCAUCUUGGCCAUAGUGCUGUCCAUUACAGUAUGGCUACAGGAAAUGAGGCUGUCCUGCACCUCCUCAAGUCUCUGCCCAUCCAAUCUCCCCAGAGCAGCGAAAAGGAUUUCAAGAUUCCAAAGGCAUCCCCACAUGUAGGAUCUGAAAAAGGCACACCCCGUAAAAGGAAAGCCCCUCCACCUCCACAGGUGGUAAUCUCUCCUUCCCCAGAUCCCCCAGCUCCUGCAAAAGAAGAGCUUCCAGUACAGACAAAUAAGGGAGAAGAUGAAGAAGUGUUUGAGGAAAUCCGCAGGUUGAGACAGGAGCGUGCACGCCUGUUGCAGAAGAUUAAAGGCCUGGAACAACUCUGCCAGUCUGCCCAGCAGCAAGAGAGCCGUGUGACAAGCCUGGAGGAGGAGUUGGGAGCCCUUCAAGAAAUGCUGAAGCUCAAAGAACAGGAGAAUGAAGCUUUAUCAGCCCAGGUAUCUGAGCUACACAGAACAGUGCAGACCGCUGGAGAUGAAGAUACGGAGAGCCAGGAUUCUCAGGAUGUGGAUGAUCUGCUGGAGUUUCCAGGGGCAGAGAAGCUCCUGUCCAGGAUGUCACGAACUUCUGAUGAUGAUAUCUUGGCAAGUCUGCAGAAAGAAGUGGACCUUCUAAAUCAGGAGAAUAAGGAUCUGCAGGAGAAAGUGAAGAUGCUGGAGACGUAUGAAAAGGACGAUACAAACAUGGAGAUGUCAUCUGGCGAGGACUUCAUACCUGUUACACUCUAUGACUCCCUGAAGCAGGAGAUGGACCAAUUGCAAGACCUCUAUAAGCAGGCCCAGUGUGAAGUGACAGCUCUGCAGGAGCUGGGCACCACAGAGAAUGCUGGGGACGUGGCCACACUGAAACAAGAGUAUGAGGCUCGCAUACAACAAUUAGAAGCAGCUCUGGCUGAGGCUCAGAAGAAUGAGACUCCAAAUGUGGGCGAUGAGUGCCUUGUGACCAAAUAUGAAGAGACUCUCACGGAGCUUGAGAGACUACGGGAACAGGUCAAGAAGUCAGAAAACAACAGCCACUCACCGAAUAGUGAGGUGCUAGAAGAAGGCAAGUCACAAAUCAGGGGGCUCUCUGAAAAGCUUGUUGAAAAAGAACAGAUGAUGGAAGAACUGGAAAGGAAGGUGAAGGAGCUCCAGACAGAGAUGACCCACAUGGUCUCUUUGGAAGAGUAUGAAGAAAUGAAACUAAGCCUCAACUACCAGCUGGAAGAAAUCUCUCGGGAGCGGGUAGCUUUGGCAGAAAGUCGCAACACCGCCCUUUUGGAAAUUGAGAAGAUGAAGUCUCAAAAGAAUACCAAGGAUGAAGAUGAGGAUGAGGAGGAGGGCCAGGCAAAGGAAGAAGUGUCAGGGACACUAGCUGUUGCUUCUUCAGUGCAGGAAGUUGCUGUUUUAGAAGCUGAACUCAAAGAGAUGAAAAAUCUACUGGAGGAGACACAGAAGAACGUGCAGGGUGAGAAAGAGAGCCUGACCAAGGAAAUUCGUGACCUACAGGAUCAGCUGCAGUCUCAGUACAUCCACAAGGCUGAAUAUGAGAAGCUGCAGUCUAAACUUUCCACACAGCUGCAGGAAUCCAGCAGGACUCUACAGGAACUGAGAGAUGAGCUGGGGCGAGCACAACAAGAUAACAACAAGCUACUGAGAGAUGUGGACAGUCUGAAGCGGGAGUCAGUCCCUAAAGCAGAACAUCUACAGGUUAAGGAGUCUCUGGAGCAGAAGGUCCAGCAGCUCACCAAAGAGCUGGCCUCACGGGACACAGAGCUGACCAAGCUACGGGAGCAGAAGGAGGGCAGUGUGUCUAAGGAAGAGAACGAACAGAUGAGGUGCUCCCUGCAGGUGGAGGUGAACACUUUGACUGCAAGACUGAGUGAACUGACCCGCAAGCACGAGAAGACAUGCACCGAGGUCUUCCAAGUGCAGCGGGAGGCUCUCUUUAUGAAAAGUGAAAAGCACGCAGCAGAGGCCCAGCUCGCCACCGUGGAGAAGCAGCUGAGUGAUCUAAAGGCAGAGUCGGGCCGCGUUCACGAGCUGCACAAGAACAUUGAGGAAUCUAACAGCCUGGUCAAAGAGCGGGAUCGCAAGAUAACAGAGCUAUCCAAGGAGGUGUUUAAACUCAAGGAAGCGCUGGGGACCUUGUCAAACCCUCUGACCCCCAUAUGCAAACAGAUCCCUGCCCAGGCAGACCAUCAUGAACUGGAGACUCUCAAGAGCCGUGUUGGUGUGCUGCAGGGUCAGAUACAGGCAUGUGAGAAAAAGCACUUGUCAGUGGUAUCUGUAUAUCGAGCUCAUUUGCUAUCUGCUGUCCAGGGACGGAUGGAUGAAGAAGUGCGGGUUUUGCUGUUGCAGAUACUACGGAUGCAUCAGUUGGGGGGAUAUGCCCACUGAAAGACUUUCUACACACACACACACCCCAAGUCAUGUGUUUAGUAGGCCUCUUAAAUUUGCACUUUUGAGAUAAACAUCUCCUUAGACUACCAUUUAUGGAGGCUAUUUAACUUAAGAUUUGUACUCACUUAGAAGACCGAAAGGACCCGAGGGCAGCAGCCUGAUUGUUAAAAUAUAAUUAGGACACAGAUAUUAAAAUAUA